This is a messenger RNA of [Candida] anglica, 1083 nucleotides long. Lineage: Eukaryota; Fungi; Ascomycota; Pichiomycetes; Serinales; Debaryomycetaceae. The record is from the annotation of a GenBank genome assembly.
AUCACCUGGUUAUCUUUAUCAAUCUAAACCGUUAUGGAUCCCGUUAAUCCUACAAAGGAGGCCAUUAAGGAGGCGAAUGACUUAAAGCUCGAGGCAAAUAAGGCAUUUGCAAAGCAGGAAUAUAAGAAGGCUGCUAAAAUAUAUCGUGAUGCUCUCAAGAUUCAUUUCAACCCUGUGCUUCUCAGUAAUCGAGCCAUGUGUUUCAUCAAAUUAAAAGAUUGGGAUAGAGCUAUUCGAGAUUGCAGUCGUGGAAUUGAAAUUGCAAUGCCAGAUGAUGCUGUAAUUGUUAAGCUAUGGUACAGAAAGGGUAUUGCCCAUGUAGGAAGGAAAGACAUUCCAUACCAUGCCAGAACAGCAUUCCAAACUACCUUGCAACAUGAUCCAAAAAAUACAGCAGCACUUCAAGCUUUGGAUGACUUGAACUCAACCAUGGCGGAUAUCCCGGUACGUAUUAGGGAAAAUGCAAAUUGGGUUAGUGUUCCCAUGGAAGUGGUGGAGGAGCUCCCAAAUUAUUAUCAGAGUUGGUUGAAGAAGGAAAAGUUUACCGAGGAAUGUUCUAAGGAACCUUCAGAAAGAGCCAGUCGUGAGAUUGAACAGAUGUUUGCCAAAACUAAAGCAAAGUCGGAAUCGAAGGAGCCUAAAAAUUCCCCACAUACCCGUUCCCCCUCUGAUCAGGAACGAGUGAGUUUUACUAGAAGACGGACUAUGCAUUACUUGUCAACCUUAUCAAAUCUUAGUCAUGAUCGCAAAUUCAGCGCUUACCAAUAUGUGCUUGAAUUGCCACCUCUGGAAUACAAAGAAAUAUUUGAAGCUGCUGGUAUGGACUCAGAUUUCCUUGGUUUCUUUAUGGAGGCUGCAUCUCUAUAUGGCCACAACAACUUUGAGCAUUGGAAGAGUAUAAUUUUAGAUCAUUUAGAGACAUUCUCCACUUUACCUCGGUAUCGUUUGGGCCUUCUGAUGUGUUCCAAGGAGAAUAUAAAUAAACUUCUAAGCCUAGCUAAUGGAGACGUGUUAUAUGAACGGUUCAAGAGAGUGCUUCUCUAAUUGUUAUUUAUCAUUCUCUACUAUAUGUUAACUUUAUCA